ACCAUAAGCGUGAUGCAGCCAGGGCAGAAGAUGCACUAACACUCUCCUUUGGUAGUGAGCUGAUUGGCAUGCAACGGGAUUGGAAUGAGGAGUUGCAGUCUUGUCGGGAGUUUCCUCAUACAACUCCGCAGGAAAGGGUUUUGCGUGAUAGGGCUCUCCACAAAGUAACUUCAGAUUUCGUCGAUGCAGCUAUCCGUGGUGCUAUUGGAGUCAUCAACAGAUGCAUACCCCCAAUAAAUCCAACCGAUCCAGAAUGCUUUCACAUGUAUGUACACAACAAUAUUUUCUUCAGCUUUGCUGUGGAUGCGGACCUUGAACACAUAUCCAAGAGAUCUGCGUCUGAUGGUAAUUCAAAAAACCAGGGCACAAGCUCUUUACAUGGUCCUUCGGAGAGGGCUAUUGAUCGUUCAUUGCACGGUGACAUUGUACUUUCUUAUGGUGAAAGAUGUAAUUCACGUGGUACUUUGGAAGUUAAUGGUAUAACUGAAUCUUCACCUGAUGGUUCAACUGAGAUUCAGUUGACUGAGAGUGAGCAAGCUACAUAUGCCUCUGCAAAUAACGAUUUGAAAGGCACACAAGCAUAUCAGGAAGCAGAUGUCCCUGGGCUUUACAACCUUGCCAUGGCAAUCAUUGAUCACAGGGGUCAUAGAGUGGUAGCUCAGAGUGUUCUUCCUGGCAUUCUUCAAGGGGACAAAUCCGACUCUCUUCUGUAUGGUUCUGUUGACAAUGGUAAAAAAAUCAACUGGAAUGAAGAAUUCCAUGCCAAGGUGUUGGAAGCUGCCAAACGUCUGCAUUUAAAGGAACACUCUGUCCUCGAUGCAUCUGGGAAUGUUUUCAAGUUAGCUGCACCGGUGGAAUGCAAGGGCAUUGUAGGUAGUGAUGACAGGCAUUAUCUUCUUGACUUAAUGAGAGUAACUCCCCGUGAUGCAAACUAUACUGGGCCAGGAUCUCGAUUUUGUAUUCUAAGACCAGAGCUUAUUACUGCGUUUUGCCAGGCCCAAGCUGCAGAUCAGCUAAAAUCCAAGGUUGAGUGUGAAGGAGCUAGCAUAGUUGAUUCUCCUCAAGUGGCUGAUGGUGGAAAACAAGAGGAGGAAGUCUCAGCUGUAACUAGUGUUGGAAGUGAUACUAGCAAGGACAAGAAGACCGAGGAUCUCAAAGAGAGCUCACAAUCACAGAAUGAAAUCUUUUUUAAUCCUAAUGUCUUAACUGAGUUUAAGUUGGCUGGGAGUGAAGAGGAGAUUGAAGAAGACAAAAAUAAUGUGAGGGGAGCCAGUAUGUUCCUCACAGAUGUUGUGCUUCCAAAAUUCAUUCAAGAUCUCUGCACACUGGAAGUCUCACCAAUGGAUGGCCAGACCUUGACUGAGGCACUCCAUGCUCAGGGAAUUAAUGUUCGGUAUAUAGGAAAAGUUGCUGAGGGCACUAAACAUUUACCCCAUUUAUGGGACCUUUGUUCUAAUGAG
Messenger RNA from Cucurbita pepo subsp. pepo (vegetable marrow), 1460 nucleotides. Lineage: Eukaryota; Viridiplantae; Streptophyta; Magnoliopsida; Cucurbitales; Cucurbitaceae. The record is from RefSeq and is a predicted model, not a curated record.